Messenger RNA from Scylla paramamosain (green mud crab), 3156 nucleotides. RefSeq names its product fork head domain transcription factor slp1-like. Lineage: Eukaryota; Metazoa; Arthropoda; Malacostraca; Decapoda; Portunidae. The transcript has 2 exons. Gene Ontology annotation, molecular function: DNA-binding transcription factor activity; sequence-specific double-stranded DNA binding. Gene Ontology annotation, biological process: regulation of transcription by RNA polymerase II. The record is from RefSeq and is a predicted model, not a curated record. Gene Ontology annotation, cellular component: nucleus. Bases 997 to 2193 code for a protein of 398 amino acids.
ACAUUUACCUUCACUACUUCCAACAUUAUCACCAGCACCAUGAUUAUUACCAUCACCACCUUUACCCUGCCAUUGCCAUCAUAACCUCUGCUCCAUGUAGGGAAUUGCCAACUCUUCAUACUUAAUUUUCACCACCACCGCCACCACCAACACCUCCCAGUCGUCAUCACCCCAUCGUCACUAGUACCCUCACCUUAACAUCAUGUCAUCAGCACUUUCAUCACCUGAGUCACCAGCGGCCCGUUCUCACCACCCCAUCACCACUAAGUUUACCACAACUACUACGCUGUGACUCCAUCACCACCACCACAACUACCCUUACUAUUACAUCAUCACCACAGCCACAUCACCUCAUCCCUACUCAUUACACCUCUCCCCCACACCAUCACCACCACCAGCACCACCCAUCGCGGCGCGGCUCUGAGGUGGGCGCCGCCUUUGUUCAGUAAUCCUCCCGCCUCGACCUGACAGCUCGUGGGAGAGGUGUGAAAAUACCUUUCUUCGCUAUUUUCACCUGGAAAGAAAAGAUAUUUGUCGACAAUUCCACCAGAGUUACCGGGAGAGGAUUUAUCUACCGGUUUGUUCGUCUCCCUUACGUGUCUCUGAGUGUUUCUCCUCGACGUAAUGUUUUUUGGAAGAAGGAAGACAGUUUUGGGGCGAGAAGCGCGGCAGGAAAGUAUUGGUUUAUGCCAACUUGGUGGGUGGUUGUGUGUCUGCAAAUAUUGACUCAAAUCAGGCAAGUCGUUGAGUCGUGCACGUACCUCCGCCUCCCCGCCCUUCCCGGCCAAUGAGCGGGCGGCGCCACAAAGGGGAGGGGCGUCCCUGCACAAACCCCUGUGAUGGGUGUGCUCUCGCGCCAGUGGGAGGAGUCGAGGUGAGUAAAAUGUUGGGCGGACAGGUAGAAGGUCACCAGUCCCGCGACCGUGAGGGAAGGUAGUGCGUGUCCCGCCGGUGUGUGACGCUUCCGUUCCUUCCGCACCAGUGAGCGCGACCACGAUGGUGAACCUUGGCUGCGGCGGCACGUACCGAGCAAGUACCAGCAACAUGGAUUCCGGCGCGCCCCUCAAACACUCCUUCUCCAUUAGCUCCCUGCUGUCCGAGGCUGUCCUCAGCGCUGCUCCUGAAGACACGGCGGAGCAGCCAGCGAGGGACGACGACCUCAGUCUGCAGGACUUUGAGAUGACAGCGGCGGGGGACGAGGAGGAGGAGGACAUUGACGUGACGGGUGCAGGCAGUCCCCCAGCAGCUGUUAUGUCUGACUCUGAGACAGAGGAGGCAGAAAAGGAAGAAGACAAGGAGACCAAAAAGAAGGAAGGCGAAGAAAAGAAGAAGCAUGAGAAGCCUCACUUUAGUUACAACGCGCUCAUCAUGAUGGCCAUCAGGUCCUCCCCAGAGAAGCGCCUCACGCUUAGCGGCAUCUACGAGUUCAUCAUGAAGAACUUUCCGUACUACCGCGAGAACAAGCAGGGCUGGCAGAACUCCAUCCGCCACAACCUGAGCCUCAACAAGUGUUUCGUGAAGGUGCCGCGCCACUACGAUGACCCCGGCAAGGGUAACUACUGGAUGCUCGACCCCUCGGCCGACGACGUCUUCAUCGGCGGCACCACGGGCAAGCUGCGGCGCCGCUCCACCGCCGCCUCCAGGAACAGACUUGCUGCCUUCAAGCAGUCUCUCCUCGCACGCUUUGGCUGCUACUCUCCUCUGGGCCUGGCGCCGUACGCAGCAGCGGCGGCGGCUGCUGGAUUUGGGGGGCCCAUGAGCGCCCUACCUGGAGCGCUUACUUCAGGCCUCGCCUCCUCCACGCUCUACCAGCAGGCGUCUGCAGCGGCGGCAGCUGCAGCUCUGUACCGCGGAUACCCGCCUACGUACUACCCUGGCCUACUGCACGCCAGCCACAUGAGUCCAGGGGCACCUCCUCCGGGGCCGCCGCCACCCACAGGUCUGCCCAAGACAACUACCCUCAGUCCACCACCCCAACAGCCCCCCGCCGCUUUCAGCGUCGACCACCUGCUGUCUGAUGCUGCCCAUCCAUCAGGUGCCCCGCCGAGGGGCCUGCUGGCAGGCCUGGGCGGCCUGUCAUCUCAAGCCCACCACGACGCGUAUCGGAACUCCCUCCUGGCGCAGGUGGGGGAAGCCGGACGCCGAUCAAACCUCCAUCGGCCCGUCACGGUGGUGGGCGGGAGGCCCAGCUAACUCCUGCUUCCCGCCCCGCCCGGACGCUCACACCUACGGAACGUCCUCGGCGACCCCCGCACCCCGUCCACCCAUCCGCCCACCAAACGCUGCCCUCAUGCCCUCACACCUCCUGUUGGUCGCGAUCCUUCACCACCACCACCAUCUCCGCAGCCGUCACCACCAGCACACCCGCUGCUGUGUGAGGCCACAAGCCACAAGGCGGCCGAGCCCAUACUUACUCAUCGGUGACUCCCACAGGGCAGCGUCCACCUCCUUCCUCCUCUGGUGGGUCGAGGCGCCUCUCCGCAGCCUGACGGAGGGCCUUGCUGUACCUGGAUCCAAUCCUUCAAAGCCUUCCGUCACAUCGCUGGCCUCUCGUCGCCCUCCCAAGAAAGGCGACGCCCUGAGGUCCCACCGUGCAGUUCCUUUUCAAGUGUACCUUCACGUGGUGGCUCAUGAUGCUGCCAGGGCGGCCUCGCGUCCCUCAGGUGGCUCCUUAACAUCAAAAUGCGCGCCCUGUGUUCCCCGACCCUCUCAUGUGCACCGCGCAGACACUCCUGCGCCGUGCGGCACGCUCGAUUCCCGCUACAGUUAAAGUCUCCGGGGCUGCUCAUUGGCGGGCCUCGCUCGGGAUCGCUGUGGCGUGGAGGCAAUAACUAGACGGUCGAUUAAACUGUGUGUCCGCUGAACCCCUGUACUUAACGCCCUCCCGCGCUCCAUACAUACGUGUCCGCCCUCAGUGCUCCGCGUGGCUUACUUCCCUUCUCAUCCACCUCUCCUCCCUUCUCCUCGCAGAGACAAAUGUGUAUGAUGGCGAUGUAUAAUAAUUCCUGUAUAUAGUCGUAUAGGCAAGCAAUGACGAUCGAAGGCUGCCUACUCUUAGCAUGUAGUAUUAUUAUCAUCAUAUCCCAGACCAAAGAUACCAGAUAAUUGUUUGUUGCCGCUUGUUGUAUUUUUGUAAUAAAACAUAUAUGGUAUUUA